Diospyros lotus (date-plum) is the source of this 2340-nucleotide messenger RNA. RefSeq lists its product as uncharacterized. Gene Ontology annotation, molecular function: 5'-3' DNA exonuclease activity; damaged DNA binding. The transcript has 4 exons. The coding region runs from base 188 to 1969 and encodes 593 amino acids. Lineage: Eukaryota; Viridiplantae; Streptophyta; Magnoliopsida; Ericales; Ebenaceae. Gene Ontology annotation, biological process: interstrand cross-link repair; double-strand break repair via nonhomologous end joining; protection from non-homologous end joining at telomere. The record is from RefSeq and is a predicted model, not a curated record.
AGCUUUCUUCUUCCUCUGGUCGUUUUGUACAGAUCGGAAGAAAACUGAAAGUUUCUUCUUCUUCUUCUUCAUCGUCAUCAUCAUCAUCUUCUUUCUCUCUCUCUCUCUCUCUCUCUCUCUCUCUAUAUAUAUAUAUAUAUAUAUAUUCGUAUGUGUGAUCAAAAGAAUAUAUGUAAAAACCAGAAAGAUGCCGAUUGAAAUGCCGAAAGGGAUUCCAUUUUCGGUGGAUACUUGGACGCCGAUUUCAAAGAAAAAGAGGCACCAUUUCCUCACUCACGCCCACAAAGACCACUCUCAAGGCAUCUCCACCCACUGCUCUUACCCUAUUUACUCUACCCGCCUCACCAAGACCCUUACCCUUCUUCAGUGCCCUCGGCUAGAUGAAUCUUUGUUUGUGGAUACUGAGGUGGGACAAACGUUGGUGAUCGAUGACCCGGACGGUGAUUUCUCCGUUACUGCCUUCGAUGCCAACCACUGCCCUGGAGCUGUAAUGUUCUUGUUUGAAGGCAAUUUUGGCAACAUCCUGCACACUGGAGAUUGCAGACUCACCCCAGAGUGUCUGCAAUGUUUGCCAGAUAAAUACAUAGGGAAGAAAGGGAAAGAACCAAAGUGCUCGCUAGAUCUUAUUUUCUUAGACUGCACGUUUGCAAAGUUUUCUCUAAAAAUGCCCAGCAAGUAUUCUGCCGUUUGCCAGGUUAUUAAUUGUAUAUGGAAGCAUCCUGAUGCUGCAGUGGUUUAUCUGACCUGUGAUCUUCUCGGUCAGGAAGAAAUACUUGUGGAAGUGUCCAGAACAUUUGGCUCCAAGAUAUUUGUUGACAAAGAAAAGAAUCCUGAAUGUUUUGGUACUUUGACACGAACAGCUCCCCAAAUACUCUCUGAAGAUCCAUCAUCUCGCUUUCAUUUGCUUGAAGGAUUUCCCAGACUGUAUGAAAGAGCAAAAGUAAAGCUUGCAGAGGCACAAGCUAAUUUCCAGCCUGAGCCUCUUAUAGUUCGUCCAUCUGCACAAUGGUAUGUGUGUGAUGAUGAGUUUUUAGAGACUGAGAAGCAGAAGCAAAGAAAAGGAAGAUCCAGCAAAGCAGUGAAAGAUCAGUACGGUAUUUGGCACAUCUGUUACUCGAUGCACUCAUCCAGAGAAGAGUUGGAGUGGGCUCUUCAACUUCUUGCACCCAAAUGGGUUGCAUCGACAAUUCCCAGUUGCAGGGCCAUGGAGCUAGAUUAUGUUAAGAAGCGUUGCUUCAGCACACAACUUGCAUCUGAUGAUCCACUCUGGAGGCUUCUAGGCAUAAAGCAUGAAGCUGCUUCGAUUGAUGGUGGAUUACCUAAAGCUGUCAGUUGUUCUUCUGAGGAGGAAGUUUCCAUCGAAGCUUCUGCAGAAUGUUUGUUGCAGCCGGUGAAAAUGUCCUCCACCCCCAAAAAACUCCUGACACUGUCUCCUGGUAAAAAACUGCCUGUGACAUUAUUUGGACGGGCAAGACUUGGACUUGCAGAUCGUGAUUUUCCACAUGAAGAGUGCAAACUUGCACCCCCUGCAGUUGAGCCUCCAUAUGAUGUUUCUGCUAAAGUAGAACAACAUUUCUCAUUCAAGAACACACUCAACUCAGAACAUCAGAAGUCAACGGAGAACAAGGCAUCUAUAACAGAAGUACAUUGUUUUGAGGGAUCACCGAAACAGAAAAAGGUUGGAGUAAAAUGUGCCGAAUCAUUAGCAAACAUUGUGGAUGUUACUGAAGUGCCAUCGGGGAAGUCAGCGGACAGAAAGACAGAUAUAACUGAAGUACAAGGUGAAAUGUCAGCUUAUAAAGAUACAAAAAUUCAUGUAAGCUCGUAUUCCCCUGUUGGAUCAUCAAAAAGCUUUAAUGAAGGCUUUAGAAAGCUGUACCGGUCUAUGAAUGUGCCUGUGCCAGAGCCUCUUCCUUCCUUGGUGGAGCUUAUGAAGGCCAACAGACGUGCAAAAAGGCUUCGGUUUUAGAUUUACCUCUUCCUCCGACCUCGGGAGCAUCAAAUCUUCGAAACGAGCUGGUUUCUGUCACAAAGAACCACAAAUAUUCAGAUUGUUACUGCAUAUUAAUUUGUAUAGUGGACACUGGACAGUGCCUGCCAUCUCCUCGCUUAAACUUAAAAGAGGAAGAAAUCAGAUAUUCAGCAAGUACGUGUAUAGCCAGCCCUUUGCUCCACAUUCAUUGGUUUGCGAGUGAAAGUUGUCUAGUGGCAUACACUGAAGAUAACCUCAGUUACAAUACACACCAACAUUCAUGAUUAAUCUGUUUAGCCAUUGUGGCAUAUGGUUAAGCUUAACAAUUGUCAUUGUGUUAAUGGGAAUUUCAUCUUUGUUAUUGCCUA